ACCAACUAAAACGAGCACGAAGACAAAGAAACACAUACAAAAUAUAGACGAUUGGACAUGAGAAAGAAACACCUGAAAGCUAGAUGAAAUCCGAAAGCUCUGUUUUGAUUUUUCUUUGUUUUUAUUCCACACAUUUUUAAAAAACUCUGAAUGCAAUUGCCCGGGGUAAGCGCCAUGUAAGCGGCUGCUGAUGUGGUAGUAAAUAAAAACGCAUCGUUUGAAACUUCCACUCUUUCAAAACCGAUCACACUUCGAAACUCUAAGUUACCUCCUUUGCGACUUUUCAUUCCUCCUUCCUUCCCUCUCUGUAAUUUUUCUUGACCGAUUCCGUUAGGAAAAACUAGGAGCAAACAAUCUGGGUGCUUGAAUUCAAUCUCCCGAAACUUACCUCUGACGGGCCUAGAGGGGUAUUUGAAUUCUGGGAAACAUUCAAGCCUCAUGACCUUCUUCAGUUCCUGGUAUCCCAGUCCAUCUAGAAGCUUCACAUCCCAGUUGAGGCCCGUCGCCGCCAUCGUCACCGCGGCGAUAGCAUGGCCAAUAUCGUGAUUGCAAUACCGAAAAGCUUGCUCACCAUACUUCCAGGCCUCGCGCCAGAAAAUGGAGGAAAGGCCAAUAAGAAACGAGUUCUCGGGAAAGAAUUUGGGGAAGAAGCCUGAUGGAAUUUUGGCUUUGAGCUCCAAAGAAUGCUCUUUCGGAGCAUAAUGCGCAACGAAAGGUGAGCUGGACAGUGAAUCGAUUGGCGGGGAAAUUAUAUAUGCUUCGGUUGGGUGCAAAUUUCAGCUACCGGGAUUGACUCGGAGGGACCAAAUGGAGUAUCCAGUGGUUUUCCAAGCGGAGAGAGCAAGGGAGUCGUAGAAUAAUUGGAAAAUGGUGGAAUAGGAAAUGGGUUUUGGAGGAGGGAGAGAGAGGAAUAUAGAGGAGUAGAGAGGGGAAUCGGAGGGUGAUGGUUUAUAGGUUUGGUUUGGGUUUUGGGGUUCAGUCUUGGUGGGGAAGUGAAGAAGCGGGAGGAGAGGAACAGAGAGAUAGCGCCGAAAAGGGUUGGGUUGGUUGGCCCAGUCCAGGCCAUGGGGACCUCAGGGAUACCUGUCGUAGGAGUGCUUGGUCUGCUGGUGGUAUUUGAGCACCUGAGAGAGAUUUUCUUCGUCUAGGUUGGCUUUGGAAGUGUCAAUAGCCUUGAAGAAGAAGAAUAAAAAGACAUGGUUGUGGGGAUAACAGUUUCUCCAAUGAGUAUGGAGGUUGAAGGAAGGAAGGAAAAGCCCUGAGAUUUUAGAGGGAGAGAGAACCUGGCGCUAGAAGGAACCAGAGACAUCUCUGGUGAUAAACUUCCUUGCGUACGGGGGUCCAAGGCUCUGUUUUGUUUUUAACUUUCUGACUCAUUUUUUUUUUUUAAAAUAUCUGUUGACGUGGUGUUAGAGAUUCCACGCCGAUUAUAUGAGACGACUACAUAUAAAAAAGUUGCACAUUUUUUUCCUUUUUUCCUGCUGACGUGUUGUCAGCGACUCCCCACCGCUUGCAUCAAGCGACUGUGCGUAGAAGAGCUGAUGACAAAAUUGCAAUUAGACACGGACAAAAGCAAAACCCCAAAGAAAACACAGAAGGCUGUUCAGAAGAGGCAGUGUACAAUUGUCAAGACCACAGGACUCAGGAGUGCCACCAGCUCAAGUCGUCGAUGAAGAAACAGCUGUUGAUCAAGACAGCCUAUGAAGUAGACAUCGUAUCACCUGCGGAGAAAUAGCUGUAGAAGAAUUGUUAUAUUUAAGCAGAGAUCAAAUUCAAAGAAUCCCAUGAACUCGAAACAAGACUAAAAUGGAUAAGCUCCAUAACAAAUGGGUCUCCACCGCAGCCAGCAUAUGGAUCCAGUGCACCAGUGGCUUCCUAUACACCUUCUCCAUCUACUCCUCCCUUCUUAAAUCAAGCCAGGGCUACGAUCAAUCCACGCUCGACACCGUUUCCGUCUUCAAGGACAUCGGCGGCAACUUCGGCGUCCUCUCCGGUCUUCUCUACUCCGCAGCCACUGCGAAUCACCGCCGCCGUACUGGGCCUUGGGUGGUCCACCUCGCGGGUGCGGUCCAGUGUUUCGUUGGCUUCUUCCUUUUGUGGGCCUCCGUCGUCGGGUUGAUCCCCCGGCCGCCUGUGCCCGCCAUGUGCUUGUUCAUGUUGGUGGCAGCCCACGCAGCGACCUUCUUCAACACUUCGAAUUUGGUCACUGGCGUACGGAACUUUUCCAAUUACAGGGGCACCAUCAUUGGCAUUAUAAAGGGUUUUAUUGGCUUGAGUGGAGCAAUUUUAGUUCAAGUAUAUCAGACAAUAUUCAAUAACGAUCCAACAUCCUACCUUCUGAUGCUGGCUCUUUUGCCUAGUGUCAAUGCCCUGUUGUUCAUGUGGUUUGUGAGAAUCCACAACACAAUUGAAGGAGAUGAAAAAAAGCACCUAGAUAGUUUCUCAUUAAUUGCUCUGGUUAUCGCUGCCUACCUUAUGGUCGUCAUAAUUUUGGAGAAUGUUAUUACCUUUCGAUUGUCAAUACGUGUAGGCACAUUUGUCCUGCUCAUGUUGUUGCUUGUCUCACCAUUUUGCGUGGCGAUUAGAGCCCAUCAAAGGGAUUCUAAUGGAUUUUCACAUAAUCUCUUUAUUGAGGGGGGCCAACCAAUGGAUGAUCCUAACCAAGCAGAUGCUGAGAAGAUGUAUGUAGGACAAGAUUCUGCUGGGUACGGCUGUGUGCCCGGCAGUACUGAUCAAGAGGUGGAUGGUAACGAAGAAAGACCUUUCCCAGCAGAAGAAAACCUGAAUCUGUUGCAAGCUAUACGCACGAUAGACUUCUGGAUUUUGUUUCUUGCCAUGGCAUGUGGUAUGGGCUCAGGACUUGCCACAGUGAAUAACAUCAGCCAGAUAGGAGGAUCUCUUGGUUACACUAACUUCGAGACAAGUACUUUGGUUUCUUUGUGGAGUAUCUGGAAUUUUCUUGGACGUUUUGGAGCUGGCUAUGUAUCAGAUUAUUUCCUGCAUGCUAGAGGAUGGGCAAGGCCAUUGUUCAUGGUCAUCACUCUAGCAACCAUGAGCAUUGGUCAUGUGGUGAUUGCUUCUGGUUUUCCUGGAGCUCUGUUUGCUGGUUCAAUAUUGGUGGGUGUUUGUUAUGGUUCCCAGUGGUCAUUAAUGCCUAUAAUCACUUCCGAGAUAUUUGGUGUGGUACAUAUGGGUACCAUAUUCAAUACAAUUACCAUAGCAAACCCUGUUGGAUCUUUUAUAUUUUCCGUGAGGGUUAUUGGGUAUCUAUAUGAUGAGGAAUCAUCAGCGGAGGGCAACACAUGCACUGGAACACAUUGUUUCAUGUUAUCUUUUAUCAUCAUGGCUUCUGCUACUCUUCUGGGCUCUCUUGCUGCCUUGUGGUUGUACUUUCGGACUAAACAUUUCUAUAAUCAGGUUGUACGUAGGAGACUGCUACAUUGUUUCAGUGAGUAAUUGCUGAGACUGCUAAGUACUCUGAAGGAGUCGUGAAGUUUUUGCCGGCUGGUGAGAACGAGGUUAAAGCCAAAACUCUCUCUCUCUCUCUCUCUCUCUCUCUCUCUCUCGUGUGAAAGUUUAGUUGGGCUAUCAGGGAUCGGAGGGGAGUCAACACUGUCCUUCUUUUUAAGUUCAGUUUAUAAUUGCCAAUAUGGAUUCAAAUGUUUUUGGCAAAAUCUCCUGCAUGAGAACUAGUAUUAGCUCUGGAAAAAGUAUUUCAUAAGGUAGCUUUGUAGGUUCAACUUAUUUCAUUUUGACCGUAGACAGUUAGAACUUUAUGGAUAAUAAUGACCAAAUAUAUCGUUAUAGUUAACUAGACUGGAGGAACUUGGCAUCCAUGUGGCGUGAAACAGUGCAAGGAUCCAUAUUUAUCUUGGAAUACUUGCAUUAGGAUACAGCACACGUUCCUUAAAAGGCUGUAAUUUUUCUUUUAAGGACUGUUGGGAAUUCAGUAAUGUCGGUGGCUGCAGAGUGCAGGGGAAUAACUUAGAGGCAUUAUUAUAUAUAAAAAAUGAUAUUUGUGGUUGUGGAGUACGCAAGUGCUGUGUAAUCCAUUUGAAAAAAGUAAAUAAUAUAGGACCCACAUGAAAAAACUAAUUUUUUAACAGUGGAUCCCACUUUUUUUCAAAACGAUUGCGUGGCAUUUGUGGACUCCACGACUAUACGUAGCAUUACUCUUUAAGUUUUAGGUAAAGAAUUAUGUGGUGGGUAUUGAGGUUAUAAACCUAGAAACAGUGACCUACUUCCUGGACAGCAAAUGGAGAUUUGCAUGAAUGGAAAUUGAUUGAAAUGGUGUCGGUAUGCAAAUUUACACCCCCUACAAUUUGUUCUUAAUAAAUAACUAUACAUGUGGUUUCUACUGCUUUAUUGGUCAAUCAAGUUCUGGACAUGGCUUUGCUGCAAGAUCAUAAGCUUACAGGAUCAACCAUGACUUAAAUAGAUUAAGGACUGAUUGCUUUAGAUUUGUUACAAUGAUGUAUAGAUAUUUGAUGUUUGAUGUGGUGUGUACCAUAAUGAUUACGAUGUUGGUACCUUGUAAUAAUGGAAAAUGGAUAAACUGAGUUUUACAAUAUAAUGGAUCGCAUUGAGCCACGUUAACUUGAUAACUUUAUUGUCUAAGAUUUUUGUGUAGAGUUGUAGACCAACAAUUUCUCUUUUGUAAAACUUCUCACUAUGUUUAAGUUUUUGUUCUUUUUUUUUUUGGUUCUAAUUUCUAGCUUUAGGUUUCAUCAAUAGACUAUGCUAUAAACCUUGAGAUGGUACCAGGGGAAACAACUGAGACCAGAGGUUUUUCAGGAUGAUAAAUUCCUUUAUUUGAAAAUCCACACCAUCUCUAGCUUUAUUUGAUAUAAUCUAUAGCAGUUGUAGCCUAUUGGAUCUAAGUAGAACAUUCAGUUUUACUGAGUUUACAGUCCUCCUAACUGGCGUGUCUCUAGCGUUGAGAAACAUUUUAUGAGAAGGAGGAUUAAAACAUCGGGCAUGAACAACAUGGGGAAUGCACCAGUUGUUUGGAUCAUGAUGAAGGCAUAGGCUGCAAAAGCCACAGAGGUCAGACGAGAAGAAAUCAGAAGAGUCCAUUUUUUGGAAUCAGAACUGGACUAAUAUAAAACAGAUCCCAUGAUGCAGAGUUAGCAAGGAGGGUGAUAAUUCUUUUUGUAUAUGAAUCCGAGGUUGCUGUGGGAGUUCUUCUCUACCCAGUUAUCAGAUGUAUUUGCAUUUUAGUCUCGUGGUGAUGCUUUUGAAGAUCACCCUCAAAGGCAUUUUUCGAUACCCUUUUGCAUUGUUAUUAUAGAGCUGAAGGUGUUAUUUUGUAACAAAUAAUGAAAAAUAAUUCUUCCUUUGUUUUUUCU
Molecule: messenger RNA, 5348 nt
Organism: Carya illinoinensis
Lineage: Eukaryota; Viridiplantae; Streptophyta; Magnoliopsida; Fagales; Juglandaceae
Product: protein NUCLEAR FUSION DEFECTIVE 4-like
Exons: 2
Coding region: 1807-3456 (549 amino acids)
Biological process (GO): transmembrane transport
Cellular component (GO): membrane
Molecular function (GO): transmembrane transporter activity
Source: RefSeq, a predicted model, not a curated record